AUGCAGUCCGGUGUGCAAACUCGCUCACGUAAAAGCCAACUGAAAACUAGAAAUGACGAAAAUGCCAUUAUAGUGAGUAAACAGGUCGCUAAAACAAUUAACACCAGAUCGAGAUCAAGAGUACCUUUGGUCCCAAUUGAUACAAAUCCCAUAUCAAAGAGAUCGACGAGAACCGAAAAGGAUUGUAAGCGGCAAAAGUUAUGUGUUGGAAAAAAUUUAUUCUCUGCUGAACUUCGACGGUUUUCUUCUCCCGUACGGUCGAUUGCUAUUCAAUUCUUCAAACAAAGGUGCGCAAUUAGGGUGAAGUGUAUGGCAAAAAAUCCGUCUAUUUUCCUGGAACUUGACAAGGAUUUCGGACAUGUACAUAAAAUAGAUAAUCAUAUAGCCGAGUGCUCUUUCGACUAUUUGCAAAUGAAGUCAAUUUUAGCCUUUCAUCUUGAGCAGAAUUUCAUGAAACAUUGUGUUGGAUUAAAUCCCCGAAUGCGCUAUAUUCUUGUCGAUUGGAUGGUCCAAGUUCACUCUAGUUUUCGUCUUCUUACUGACACUCUGUAUUUGGCGAUUGGAUUGCUGGACCAGUUUUUACAGAAAGCCUGCGAUAUAGUUACCAAAAAUACAUUUCAAUUAGUCGGUAUCACGACGCUCUAUAUUGCCGCGAAAUACGAGGAAAUGUUUCCACCUGAUGUGCAUCAGUUUUGCAAUAUCACCGAGGGUGCUUUUUGUGCGUCCCAAAUCCUAGACUGUGAAAUUCUUAUUCUCAACAAACUUGAUUUUGACAUGGUUAUUCCAACACCAUACUUGUUUCUUCGGCGGUUGCUACUUGCUCUUAGAGCUAAUUCUUUAACCCAAAAUAUGGCUAAGUAUUUUCUAGAAGUUGGCUAUCAGGAAUACAACAUUGUUCACUAUGGACCGAAUUGUCUUGCCGCAAUGGCUGUUUGUUUGGCUAGGGCGGUCGUUACCAAUCAGCCCAUUUUAGAGAAAGUUUGGGAUGACAGAAUAUCUUUUAUUAGUGGCCUCUUAAUUGAUGAUAUCCGCGAACCUUUAAUAACAAUGGCCAGGGGUGUGUAUCGACAAAAGGAACCUUCCAAAUAUCGUAGCACUUAUACUAAGUUUGGAUCUAAUGAUGCUUUUCAACGUGUAUCAACUUUACCGCAAAUGGAAUCGAAAACAAUGAGGUUAAUAGCUGGUGAACCUUGA
Molecule: messenger RNA, 1194 nt
Organism: Rodentolepis nana
Lineage: Eukaryota; Metazoa; Platyhelminthes; Cestoda; Cyclophyllidea; Hymenolepididae
Source: the annotation of a GenBank genome assembly